Cheilinus undulatus (humphead wrasse) is the source of this 1228-nucleotide messenger RNA. Its product is annotated as membrane-spanning 4-domains subfamily A member 4D-like. The record is from RefSeq and is a predicted model, not a curated record. Lineage: Eukaryota; Metazoa; Chordata; Actinopteri; Labriformes; Labridae. The transcript is spliced from 8 exons. The coding region runs from base 180 to 782 and encodes 200 amino acids.
AUUUACAUGUGUUCCAGUGCUUGGUGGGUUAUUAUGAAGUUGUUUUUGAAUAAGAAUCAAACAAAUGACUGUGUUGCUACAACUAUUUAAAAGGAAAUCGGAUCUUAUCAGAAGACUAACAUGUAAUCUGUGCUGUUAUCACCAAAAGACUGCUCCAGUUCCUGCCAGGUCUGCUGAGGAUGGAGGGAACCGAGUCAACGUCUAGAGAGAGAACAGCAGGAGGGGAUGGAAAACAGGAUGUGGACAGCAUGGUGCUGUUGUCCAAUAAGCCCCUGCAUCGCUUCGUUAGAAAAGAGCCCAGAAGUUUUGGGAUUGUCUUAGUGAUCUUUGGCUGUGCAGAGAUCCUGAUGGGAUUUCAUCUGGGAAGUGAAGAUGCGCCAACCUCUCAGAGCAUCUACAUUCCCUUCUGGCAGGGGUUUCUGUUUGUUGUCUGUGGAAGUCUGUCUAUCCACACUGAGAUUCACCCAUCAAAGAAGAUGGUGACAACGUGUUUGGCCAUGUAUGUGAUCUCCCUGCUGGGAAUCAUUGUGUCUGGUGGCUUCAGGAUAUCCUGCAUCCUCCAAUACCAAUUCCUAACCUGGUUUUACCACAGCGAUCAUUGGGAUUUCUACAGAGCAAAGCAGAUUUCUGGCAUUGAAGGCUUGCUGUUAACCUCCUCUCUGUGUGCAUUGGCGCUUCUCAUCUUUCUCUGUGUCAUCACGAGUGCAGCUCUGAGAUCCACACGCACUCAGGUUCUUGUCCAGCAUAUCGCAGCACCACAGAGAGACACAACAUCAAACUGAGAUCAGCCCUUGCCCUUUAUCAAAUCUGGUGUACUCUUUGAGUGUCUGCAUUUUCUACAGCAUUAAAUGCAAAUGUUAAAUCACCUAGUGGAAUUCAGAACAGCUUCUAAUGGUUGGUUUUAUUUGUUUAAAACAUUUUCCAGUAAUGUUUCUAGAUGUGUGUCUGAUAUUUUGAAAUGACAGAGGUACAAAUGAUUCAUAGCACUGAAUAUUAUCCUCACUAACAGUUUUAAUCUUAGAAGUUUUCCAGAUAAUCACCACUAACAUCGGACAUAGUUCUGUUUAAUACCAGUCAUCAUUACGUAGACAUAAUGCAGAGAGAAACCUCUUUGAAUCUAAUAUUUCUUAAAUGUCUUACAUCAACUCUUUUGUGCUUUAGUACAUUAUUUGUACAGCCCUGUCUCUCCAUGGGUUGUGUCUUUUAAAGUCUGUACCUUGAGUCAAUA